AUGAAAGUUUUAUAUACUUGUAUUUUAUUAAUCAUUAGUUUAUUUUCAGUAUCAAGUUUCAAAAUUGAUAUUGAUUCAUCAAAUAACUGUCAAGAUGGUACAAUUCAAAUUGCAGAAUCAAUCCCACUUGGUCUUAAUUUACAAACCAAUCUUACAACUCAUGAUGCAUGGAUGCAAUUAAUUACAAAUGCAAAGAAAUCAAUCGACAUGGGUAUUUUUUAUAUGACAUUAACUGACGGUGGUCAAUUAAACCCAGUUUACGGUGGACAAUUAGGUAUGGAUAUUUUCAAAGCUUUAGCAGAAGCAAACUCAAGAGGUGUACAAAUUAGAAUUGUUCAAAACCAACCAUCAAAGAGUAUGCCAGAUAAUGAUACUCAAGCAUUAGCUCAAAUGGGUGUUCAAGUCAGAUCCAUCAAUUGGCCAAAUCUCGUUGGUGCUGGUAUUCUUCACACCAAAGUUAUUGUAGUCGAUCAAUCAAGUGCCUAUUUAGGUAGUGCCAAUUUAGACUGGCGUUCAUUAGCCCAAGUUAAAGAAUUAGGUGUUUUCUUACAAAACUGCCCAUCAAUGGUUUAUGAUACCGAAACUGCCUUUGAACAAUAUUGGGAAGCUGCUGCAAUGUCCCAAUUACCAAACAACUGGGGUUCAUCAUUCACUGCCCUUUUCAAUCAAACCAACAUGGCCAGCUUAUUAUUAAACAACCAACAAUACCAAAUGUUUUUAGCUGUCUCACCACCACAAUUUGUUUCAGAUGAUCGUACUGGUGAUAUCGAUGCCUUAGUCGCCGCUAUGAAUGCUGCCAAUAGUAGCAUCUGUAUCUCUGUUAUGGACUACACCCCAGCUUCACUCUAUAACCGUCCAAAUACUUUCUGGCCAGUUAUGGACAAUGCUAUUCGUGCAGCCGCCUUCAAUCGUAAUGUUAAAGUUAGAAUGUUAAUUAGUCACUGGAAUCAAACCAACAGCCGUAUUCCACAAUGGUUACACUCAUUAGAUCAAGUUUCAAACAUUGAUGUUAGAUGGUUUGUCGUACCAGACUUUAGCGUUAACCCACAAGUCCCAUACACCCGUGUUAACCAUGCCAAAUACAUGGUCACCGAAAAUCAAUCAUACAUCGGUACUUCAAAUUGGUCCGAAGAUUACUAUACCAAUACCGGUGGUUUAAGUUAUAAUAUUUUCAAUACCCAAUUCACUUCACAACUUCAAUCAAUUUUCGAUAGAGAUUGGAACUCACCAUACACAUUCCCAAUCACACAAUGGUAA
Molecule: messenger RNA, 1257 nt
Organism: Dictyostelium purpureum
Lineage: Eukaryota; Evosea; Eumycetozoa; Dictyosteliales; Dictyosteliaceae
Product: phospholipase D3
Exons: 2
Coding region: 1-1257 (418 amino acids)
Molecular function (GO): catalytic activity
Source: RefSeq, a predicted model, not a curated record